Messenger RNA from Choloepus didactylus (southern two-toed sloth), 7418 nucleotides. RefSeq names its product hook microtubule tethering protein 3 (gene HOOK3). NCBI's taxonomy places the organism in Eukaryota, Metazoa, Chordata, Mammalia, Pilosa, Megalonychidae. Gene Ontology annotation, biological process: cytoplasmic microtubule organization; cytoskeleton-dependent intracellular transport. The transcript is spliced from 22 exons. Gene Ontology annotation, cellular component: centrosome; cytoplasm. Gene Ontology annotation, molecular function: microtubule binding; dynein light intermediate chain binding. Bases 223 to 2379 code for a protein of 718 amino acids. The record is from RefSeq and is a predicted model, not a curated record.
GCGCGUUGGGCGCGCGGUCCCGAGUGAAAGAAGGAGGGGCAGAGGGGGUGACGGUGCGGGAGCCGCUGCAACCACCGGGGCGACAGUCGGCAGCCCGGGCCGGAGGAGAAGGUGGGCCAGAGGCCAGGUCAGCUGCCCGGACCCCCCCGCCUCAGCCCCAGACGCGAGCAGCAGCGGUUUCUGGCUAAGUGGGGAGGCACUGCCAAGCCCCAGGAGGGGAAGAUGUUCAACGUGGAGUCGGUGGAGCGGGUGGAGCUGUGCGAAAGCCUUCUCACUUGGAUCCGGACAUUUAAUGUAGAUGCAUCAUGCCAGACUGUGGAAGAUUUAACGAAUGGGGUUGUGAUGGCCCAGGUUCUUCAAAAGAUAGAUCCUGCAUAUUUUGAUGAAAAUUGGCUAAACAGAAUCAAAACCGAAGUAGGAGAUAAUUGGAGGCUAAAGAUAAGCAAUUUAAAGAAAAUUUUAAAAGGAAUCCUGGAUUACAAUCAUGAGGUUUUAGGACAGCAAAUUAAUGACUUUACCCUUCCUGAUGUGAACCUUAUUGGGGAACAUUCUGAUGCUGCAGAACUUGGCAGGAUGCUUCAACUCAUUUUAGGCUGUGCUGUGAACUGUGAACAGAAGCAAGAGUACAUCCAAGCCAUUAUGAUGAUGGAAGAAUCUGUUCAACAUGUUGUCAUGACAGCCAUUCAAGAGCUAAUGAGUAAAGAAUCUCCUGUCUCUGUUGGAAAUGAUGCCUAUGUUGACCUUGAUCGCCAGUUGAAGAAAACUACAGAGGAAUUAAAUGAAGCUUUGUCAGCAAAAGAAGAAAUUGCUCAAAGAUGCCAUGAAUUGGAUAUGCAGGUUGCAGCAUUGCAAGAGGAGAAAAGUAGUUUGUUGGCAGAGAAUCAGAUAUUAAUGGAAAGACUCAAUCAGUCUGAUUCUAUUGAAGAUCCUAAUAGCCCAGCAGGGAGAAGGCAUCUGCAGCUCCAAACUCAGUUAGAGCAACUCCAAGAAGAAACAUUCAGACUAGAAGCUGCCAAAGAUGAUUAUCGAAUACGAUGUGAAGAGUUGGAAAAGGAAAUCUCUGAACUUCGGCAACAGAAUGAUGAACUAACCACUUUGGCUGAUGAAGCCCAGUCUCUAAAAGAUGAAAUAGAUGUUCUCAGACAUUCUUCUGAUAAAGUGGCUAAACUAGAAGGCCAAGUGGAAUCAUAUAAAAAGAAGCUAGAAGAUCUUGGUGAUUUGAGGCGGCAGGUUAAACUCUUAGAAGAGAAGAAUACUAUGUAUAUGCAGAACACUGUCAGUCUAGAGGAAGAGUUAAGAAAAGCCAAUGCAGCUCGAAGUCAACUUGAGACUUAUAAGAGACAGGUAGUAGAACUGCAAAAUAGACUGUCUGAAGAAUCAAAGAAAGCAGAUAAAUUAGAUUUUGAAUAUAAGCGGCUAAAAGAAAAAGUUGACAGUCUUCAAAAAGAAAAGGAUAGGUUAAGAACAGAAAGGGAUUCUCUAAAGGAAACUAUUGAAGAGCUUCGUUGUGUACAGGCUCAAGAAGGGCAGCUCACAACCCAAGGGCUAAUGCCUCUGGGAAGUCAGGAGUCCUCAGAUAGUCUGGCAGCAGAGAUUGUUACACCUGAAAUCAGGGAAAAACUUAUUCGUCUUCAACAUGAGAAUAAGAUGUUAAAACUUAACCAAGAGGGUUCAGACAAUGAAAAAAUUGCUUUACUGCAAAGUCUUCUAGAUGAUGCAAAUCUACGCAAGAAUGAAUUGGAGACAGAAAAUAGGCUGGUGAAUCAAAGACUUCUGGAAGUACAGUCACAAGUUGAAGAAUUGCAAAAAUCUUUACAGGAUCAAGGCUCAAAAGCAGAAGAUUCAGUUCUUCUGAAAAAGAAACUUGAAGAACAUCUAGAGAAGCUGCAUGAAGCCAAUAAUGAAUUGCAGAAGAAGAGGGCCAUUAUUGAAGAUCUUGAGCCAAGAUUUAACAACAGCUCAUUAAAAAUUGAAGAAUUACAAGAAGCUUUACGGAAGAAAGAAGAGGAAAUGAAGCAAAUGGAAGAACGAUAUAAAAAAUAUUUAGAGAAAGCCAAAAGUGUUAUCCGUACGUUAGAUCCUAAACAGAAUCAAGGAGCCGCACCAGAAAUACAAGCUCUUAAAAAUCAACUCCAGGAACGGGACCGGCUGUUCCAUUCAUUAGAGAAAGAAUAUGAAAAAACAAAGAGCCAGAGGGAGAUGGAGGAGAAAUAUAUUGUUAGUGCCUGGUACAAUAUGGGAAUGACUCUGCAUAAAAAAGCAGCUGAAGAUAGACUUGCUAGUACAGGUUCAGGCCAGUCAUUUCUGGCUAGGCAAAGACAAGCAACCAGCACGAGAAGAUCUUAUCCGGGCCAUGUUCAACCAGCCACAGCAAGGUAGAGAAGUCUUGCAUUAGAAAUAAAAAACAACCUGCAUUCAAAGCGUACUUCUGUUACAUAAAAAAAUGUUCCAGGAAAUUUGGCCAGCUUAUAUUUUGUCUCCAUUCUAUGUUAAUAUUUAGUUGUUUCUCACUUGAGAACUCUUUCUCCUGUAUCUGUAAUGUUUUGAUUUCUUUGUCCUUUAUUUUGUAGUCCUUUCAGUUCUUUUUCCUGUGCCAAAAUUUUUUAAAUGCCCAGUUAAAAGUGUUGUAAAAUAGUGUAUUACUUUUCUUUGUAUGAAAAUGUCCUUUUCCCCCGUGAUGUAGGCUUUAUAAUGAAUUAAAUUUUCUGCCAGUAAUUGAUAUACAAUUUAUAUUCUUUAUUGUGCCUAUGUGUUACCAUGCUUUAUAAGAAUGUCUUUGUUUAAAGGGAAUUAAUCUUUUUAUGAUGUAUUAAUCUGUGUUUUAAAUUGUUUUCCAAAUGCACUUCAAAUAACUUGCAUAUUUACUGUAUAAAAUGGUUGGCAGGUGCACUUUUUGCAAAGACGUAAAUAUAUUGGCAGAGGUGCUAAUAAAAUCUUACAUAAGGCACCUGGUAGAACUAUUUAAAGGAAAAAAAAUGAGUUUUCACAUUGUUUUAUAGGAAAUAAAAUUUGUCCAAAGAUUUGGAGACUAUUUUUAAAACAUAAAUACAUAGAAUUUCAUUAUUUCCUAGUAUCUUGUGCGCUGGCAGAAAUGAAUGCAUUGGCGAGGUUAUUUGGGAAGAAAUUAUAGAGAAAAACAGGCAGUGUAUUGAUUUUUUCUUGUGUUGGAAUAUCACAGUAACUGAAGAUCAAAUGUCAAAUGUGGCUAACAUUUGUAGCUUCCAUUGCUGUCUACAGCUAAAAGAUUUUUUUUUUUCAUAAAUUUACAAGUAAUAGGUAGCCUUACUUUUUAGGCAAUUUCCUUGUUGACUUGUGCCUCAUUUGUUUUACUUAUUCUUUAAUAUAAAUCCUUCCAUUUCUCAGUAAUUCCUAAUAUUUAACUUUUUAACAUCAGUCAUUAAGAUAAAUAAGUGACUUCUUUUGUGUGUGAUGUUUGAUGGCAGGGCUCUUUCACAUUUUUUCUUAAUUCUAUCCACUAGUCCAGGUAUUUGUUACUGAUUCCCUAGGGUGAUUUGGUUGCCUCACAGUGCUUAUGUUUGUUGGCAAUUGUUAGAAUUUAUUUACAUCAAUGAAGAAUGGCUGCCAAGUAAUGAUUGUAAAGUACUUUGAAUAUAUAUGAGGUGCUAUAUAAAUGUGACAUAUUCAUUUGAAUAUGAAAUGCCUUCUGCCUAAUUUUCCAUAUUAACUUGUUUAAUAAGUAUUUGGUCCCAAAUUAUUUUAGGUUCCUCUCCAGCCUUUUUCUUGCACCACAGCCCAUUUUUUAAAACCAAAAAAAUUCCUGAAAUUUGUUUGUUUGUUUUCAAAGAUAGGUCACCUAAUAAGAGGGUUUCAUUUCAUUCACUUGCUAUUUGGAAGUUCAGGUUUCACUUAGUUCUGUAUAUUAAUGCAAGUAAGUAACUUUAAAUCAAGCUAAAUGUGAUUAAGAAUUUUCAAAAACUAUAUUCAAAAAUUUGAUUUUAAAUCCUUUUAAAUCCCUCCUUUUAAAAUAAGAAUAGUUGACCUUCAAAUUAGUAAUGUUUUCAUUUGUGCUUAGAAACUGCACUUGAAGAAAGGUAUUAGAAUAUACACAAAUGAUUUCAUGCAUUGAGCUAAUUUGUACAAUAAAUACAGAAGUCUGAGUAUAUAAUUUGUACAAUAAAUACAGAAGUCUACUGGUAAGAACAUAAAGCAACAAGUAUUAGCAAUAAUGGAAAGAGCCACCCAAGUAAAACGCAUGUGGGCUUUCAAGACGUCAAGCAGUCAAAGUCAGCAUAUAAAAUUUUGACAACAUAAUAUUUUAAAAUAUUUGUUAAUGAUUCUUAUCCCUAAAUUCUACAAAAGCAUAAGGGGUCAACUGUUUUAAAAACAAAUUAGAGCUUCAACACUAACCUCAGUGAAAUUAAAAUUAUUGGAGAAGUUUACCUGCAGAUUAAGAUGAAUGAAAAUAGGAGUCUAUGAACUUCUUCAUUAAAUGUAUCAUGAUCCAUGAGAAAAGAGGUUUUAAUUUUAUUCUCUAUUUAUUGCCCCUUUUCUGGUCUCCUACCUACCCACCCACCCAGAAAUAUUUCUCUAAAUGAGUCAGAAAGGUGCCAAGCUUUUAGAAGGAGGUUUUACAUCUAAUUUUUCUUCAGCAUCCUACUGCAUGCUUAUACGGUAGACCUAGUCAUGCCAUCAGCAAUGGAAUAAGUACAGUGUUACAGCCUUGGUUGGAGUGAGCCAUCACUACAGUGUCCGAAUUCUUAUAAACAAAAAGCUUAUUUUCUGAUUUCAUUCUAGCCAGGGUAAGAAAAUACAAAGUAAAUAACUAAAAGAAUAUUAAAGCAUUCUAGCAUUUAUGUUCCACAGUAUAUAUUUAAGAAGUUUGUAAUGGAAAAAAAGUCAACAAAUAUAGUCAUUUACCACAUCUAAAAGAGAGAAUAAAUAAUGCAAUUGAAAUAUUUUGAAAGACUUUCAAAAAUUUGAUCAUAUCUUUUUAAUCAUUUGUCUAAUUUACUUGAUAAUAACCAAGGAAAAGAAGUCCCUAAAUACAGGACCCAUGUUCCAAAUUUUAUCAUGUUUGAAUUAUUUCCAUUACAUAUCCCUAGCCUGGUAAAAUUGGCUUAAUGGGAUGAUUAGAUUGUAAUAAAGGUAAUAUGGUAGUCUAAUUUUUUUGAGGUUUCAUUGUUUUGCUUAUAUAAUGAAAGUUAAAUUAUACAAAUUAAGCUAAAUAUUAUCCAGUCAGAAACCUCAGCCUAUUUAUUUCAUUAGUCCUCACAAAUGAAUGAAAAUCCAUGCUGGGUGCGGAUAGAGCAGCAGUAAGGGAUUGUUAAAUAAAAGAUGAGUUGGUUGAAGAAGAGUCACAUUUUAUUUGUGAGCUACUUUACUUAUAUUUCUUUUUCAGUAGCAGUUUGGUUUAUUCUUGUUAAUUAAAUAAUUAUAUGAAAUCUUUUUGAGUGCCUCUCUCUCAGACAAGCAUCAAGCUAUUAUUUUAAAGAUACUACUAUGUUAAAACCUUGAAAAUCUUCAUCUAAAUAUAAGAAUUAUCUUGAAACAAAAUUUAAAUUUUUAAAAUUCUCUUAACUGUCUUAAUUUAAUUUCCAGUUGCCCAAUUUCCAGAAAUGUUACAGUUAUCCCCAGUUGGGACAUGUUAGAUUUGUCUUAUAAAGCACCCAGAACUCACAGCUAGUGGAAACCUAGUUAGUUUACAGCUAUGUGGGUAAGAACAUCUUUGAUUCUAACAUAGUAACAGGAAAGUGCUUGGCAUCUUGGCUUUUGCUAAGGACAAAAUAACAACAUGAAGACAAAAUGCUUUUUUGUUGUCUAUUCAUUAAGCUUUGGAAGAAUAUUCUGACGUUUAGCCUUAUAGUAUGAAGGGACUCUGCAUAGAAAUGACCGUCAAACUGAUGUAGCAUUGCACUUCUGAACAGUGAGGCCUAUGUGCUAUCCUAAAGUGUGAUGAAAGAGUGUACCAAACAAAAUAAAAUGGGAUAUCAGAUUCUUUGAAAAUUAUUUUAGCAUGUUUUUAUUUUUCCCUUUUUAUAAGUUAAAGGGUUUUCCAUUCAAUACAGAUAAUCUCUGUUCCUAUAGUCCCAACUGUCAAAAUGGCAGUUUAUUGUGGUAGUUGUUCAGCCCAGUUUCAUUACAUUUAGAAAGAAGUUUCAGAACUUAUUCUUUGUAACUAUAGUGAUUUGGAUAUUUUAUAUCAUGAAAUUUUUUAUAUGAGGAAGGCUAAUGUCAAUGUAUUUGUCAUCCAAUUUUUUACUUUCUAUAAAGCAUAUUUAAAUAAUAAUUGGUGUAUGUUCCUUUUAUUGAAAAUUUUGAAAAUGUUUUGUCCAAUUUCAGGACAAUAAUGUUCUGAAGUUUUCAGUAAAUACUCUUCAGUUCUCAGAAGCUUAAAAAACAAAAUAAUACACUGGUGACACAGAUAAUUUCUACCCCCAAAUUACAGAAAUAUUAAUAUUUAGCUUCCUUUAUAUAAAAUGAAGGACAGCACAAAUGUGAUGGUGUCCAUCUCUUUUAAAUUUUCAAUUAUGUUCUUGGGAGGUAUGUACUGAUUAUUUUCUUUUUAAACAGACUUCUAUCUAGUUCACAUGUAUUAUCUUUAUGAAUAUAAAAACUUGUGAAACUUAUAUUUAAUGUUGUCCUGAAACAUGAAUAUCCUCAGGUUCUUCACAUUACACUAAAAUGAGAGAGAUGGGAGCAUUCGUUUAUUUUAAGAAACAGAUCUAAGCCUACUUAUGGCAAAUGUAUGAGUUUUUGCAAUUAGGGGUCCAUAAAUGUUUUCUAAUGAUUAUAUAUAAGGAUCAUUUGAUAUCCUUUAUUAUUUUUCUGUUUUCUUAUAUUUUCCAACAAUAUUCUUUAAGAUUAGGCUUGCAUGCUUUAUAUAAAUGAGGACAGAAGUCUAAGAAAGUAACAGAAAUUUGUAAGGGCAAGUCGAUUCCUACAGAGUAGAAUGGAUUUUUGGGAUAAGUGGCCUAAUUAUAAACAGAUAUCCAGGCAGAUGGAAGGAUUAAGACAAUGAAAUCUUACACCACCUUAACAAAUGUUGCUAAAGGUAAUAGUUUAUAUAAAAUCUUCUGUCUUUAAUACUCAGUCGAUAAAAAAGAGUAAACAAAAUUUUUUAUUUUCUAAUUGUCCUUUUCUUCACUAAGCAUUAACUAGGUACACAGUAUUAACUGUGUAUAUUUAUUAGUGGAAGGGAAGGCAUCUAUUUCCAUUUUCAGAAUGUUAACCCAUUACUAAAUCUAUUUUAGCCACUUAAGGAUACUAUGGUUUGAUGAGAUGAAAAGUUAUCUGUGGUGCUUGAAAAUCAUGACAGCUUCUUAUAGUUACCUAGAUCUGCCACUUCAUCUAGUUUCCAACCCUAGGCUGAAACAAAGAUUUGUUUAAAGUGAGGGUGAGAGUAGACUUAAAAAAAAAAAAAAAAAGAAUAUUCAAGGAGAACCUUUAUGUACCUAAUA